Molecule: messenger RNA, 4738 nt
Organism: Cynocephalus volans (Philippine flying lemur)
Lineage: Eukaryota; Metazoa; Chordata; Mammalia; Dermoptera; Cynocephalidae
Gene: PHACTR4
Product: phosphatase and actin regulator 4
Exons: 15
Coding region: 178-2328 (716 amino acids)
Biological process (GO): neural crest cell migration; actin cytoskeleton organization
Molecular function (GO): actin binding
Source: RefSeq, a predicted model, not a curated record
GGCGGCACUUCCUACCCCUCGCUGUCCGGCUAGCUCCCUCUCCCCCCUCCCCGGGGGCCGAAGGCUCUGGCUGUAGCCCCGAGGCCGGCAGGCCAGGUAGGAUUUCCGGGGGAAACUGCAGUGGAGCCUGAGGCGGCGGCGGCCUGGAAACUAUAACCCACCUCCCUAAACUGGUUAAUGGUGAUAUGGAAGAUCCAUUUGACUUCUCCAGAGAAUCCUGGGACAGUAGAAGAAGCAGGCCAGUCCACCACAGACCCAGGCAUGGUCAUGGAUUUUGUGGAAACAGGAGAUACAACGCCUCCCACCAAAAGGAAGAGCAAGUUCUCAGGCUUUGGCAAGAUCUUCAAGCCCUGGAAAUGGAGGAAAAAAAAAAGUAGCGAUAAAUUCAAAGAGACUUCAGAAGUUUUAGAGCGAAAAAUAUCUAUGCGAAAACCAAGGGAAGAGCUGGUUAAACGAGGGGUUCUAUUGGAAGACCCUGAGCAAGAUGGUGAGGAUCCAGGAAAGUCAAGUCAUGCCAUGUUAAAGAAUGGCCAUACCACCCCAAUAGGGAGUGCCAGAUCUUCUAGUCCAAUCCAAGUAGAGGAAGAGCCAGUAAGAACAAGUCUUAGGAAACUUAUUCCAGAAGAGGACACAAAGAAGCGACUAGGAUCAACCGGAAGCCAGCCUAAUUCUGAAGCAGGGUCUGUUCCUGAGAAUGUACCCAAACAGCCUUUACUUCCCCCCAAAAGACCCUUGUCCUCUUCUCAUGAAGCAAGUGAAGGGCAAGCAAGGGAUGCCACUUCUGGCAGCACGGCAAGGUUCAUCUCCUCCACCUCUGCCUCCUCCACCACCACAGCACCUGCUGCCACCACUGUUGCCACAAACCUAGCAAAGACUGUUAAUUCCUCUGUCACCCCUUCCCCAGCACCCAGGACUCUGCCUCCUGCUCCUGCCAGCACUAACACUACUGCUACCCCAAGCCUCACUCAUAUGGUCCCUGCCAAGCAGCCCCCUAUCCCUCCCCCUAAACCAGCUCAGAGAAAUAGCAACCCUGUCAUUGCUGAACUGUCCCAAGCAGUAAACAGUGGUACAUUGUUAUCAAAACCAUCCCCGCCCUUACCACCUAAGAGAGGCAUUCCAUCAACCUUGGUACCCACCUCGGAAUCUGCUGCUACCGUCACCACAAAAACACCAAGUGAUCAAAGAGAGAAGAGCACAUGCUCUGUGGGCUCUGAACUACCGCUGAUAAUCCCUCCUUCCUCUCCAUCCCCUCCACUGCCUACUCAUAUACCUCCAGAGCCUCCCCGGUCCCCUUCAUUCCCUGCUAAGACUUUUCAAGUUGUGCCAGAAAUUGAGUUUUCACCUUCCUUAGAUCUACCCCAGGAGGUUCCCCAACAGGAAGAUCAGAAAAAGGAAGUCCCUAAGAAGAUAUUGGACCAGAGCUGUGGGGAGCCCCAUGUACCCUCUAGGCUGCCCCCACUCCCACUGCAUGUUCGGAUCCAGCAGGCCCUGACCAGCCCACUUCCCAUGACUCCUCCUUUGGAGGGCUCUCACAGAGCUCAUUCUUUGCUCUUCGAGAACAGUGACAACUUUUCUGAGGACAGCAGUACCCUUGGUCGGACCAGAUCACUUCCUAUCACUAUUGAAAUGCUGAAAGUUCCAGAUGAUGAAGAAGAGCAAACCUGCCCAUUGGCAUUCAGUGAAGACGUGAUAUCUACCUCAGUCGUCCCUAAACUACCGCAGUAUCUGCAGGAGGAAGAGGAAGAGGAAGAGAAGGAGAGUGACUCUGAUUCAGAGGGUCCCAUUCAGUACCGAGAUGAAGAGGAUGAAGAUGACAGCCAUCAGAGUGCUCUGGCCAACAAAGUGAAGAGAAAAGACACAUUGGCAAUGAAGUUGAACAACAGACCCAGUGAACCAGAAUUGAAUCUGAAUUCUUGGCCUCAUAAAAGCAAGGAGGAGUGGAAUGAAAUACGGCACCAGAUUGGAAACACACUAAUCCGGAGACUGAGUCAAAGACCAACACCAGAAGAACUAGAACAACGGAAUAUACUGCAACCUAAAAAUGAAGCUGAUCGUCAGGCAGAAAAACGAGAGAUUAAACGUCGGCUCACUAGAAAGCUCAGUCAAAGGCCAACUGUGGCUGAGCUACUUGCCAGGAAGAUUCUGAGGUUUAAUGAAUAUGUCGAGGUAACAGAUGCUCAAGAUUAUGACCGGCGAGCCGACAAGCCUUGGACCAAACUGACCCCUGCUGACAAGGCUGCCAUAAGAAAAGAAUUAAAUGAAUUUAAAAGCUCAGAGAUGGAGGUUCAUGAAGAGAGCAAACAUUUUACACGCUACCAUCGUCCAUGAUGCUGAUGUUGGAGAGAGGAACUAAACCCCAAAACAGGGCUGCUUUGCUGCUUCAGUCUCCAGAGUGACACAUGGAGGGAGCUUAGCACUUCCUAGCACAGCUAGAAUUGUGUCCUCUAGGAUCUAGUUCUGGAAUGAACAGCACUUCUAUGAAUGUAGCAUUUCACUGGAACGGAUUCUCAUGCACUGCCCCUGGGGCAAAACUGAACACUUCAUCGGUGCUUUUGAACCUUUUGACAUUGCAGCAUACUUGGGUUUUCCCUCACUAGCCACCAAAGGUCUGGGCCACUUGCAGGUUCCAAGUUUUAUUUGCUGCACCACACCCUCAUCCCAAGAUGACUGCCUAUGCUGAGGGACAUUAGCACCAUUAGCCUUACCUGUCCUGCCCUCGUUGUGAGACCCCUUCUGUAGGCACUAAAUUCCAGCCAUCAUAUCCAAUUGGUGGUGGGGAAAUUUUCUGGACACCCCCAACCUUCUGGCAAAGGGGUCCCCACCUCCAGGGGAAGCUUUCAUGCCACACUUGCAUGUCAGUUGAAAGCACUGCACUGUAUCUCUUGUAACACAGCAAUAUAAUCUUCAGGCACUGGAGCCUGAGAGGAAGCUCAGGAUAUGACAUGUUCCUCCUUUUUGGCACAAGUCAUUCCUGAUUUUUAUUAAAAAAUGAUCUGAAGAAGUCACGGGAACAUAUCUUUUUCCUGUCUAUUAAACAAUCUGAGCUGCAGCCAGAAUCGAAGUUGGUUAAAUGAGAAAGCAUGUAUAUUUUCCAAAUGCACAUGCGCCACAUACCACAUAUACAACAGCUAUUCCAUAAGAUUAUAAUGGCUAUACAGUAUAGCCUAGGUGAGUAGUAAGUAGGCUAUACCAUCUAGGUUUGUGUAAGUGCACGCCAUGAUGCUUAUACAAUGGUGAAAUUGCCUAGUAACAUAUUUCUCAGAACAUAUCCCCAUUGUUAAGCAGUGCACGAGUAUAUAUAAAUAUUAAAAAAAAGCCUUAAUAUUAAUGCCAAUUUGGAAAUAAUCUGACUUGUGGCUUAAAUUUUAUAGGCUGUUGUACUUUUAUUGUACCAAAUGAUAUUCUAAAUGACUUCAACCCAUAAGUGUAUUCUCCGUAAAGCAGAGUUGUAGCAACUCUGGGAGCACUUCAGUGCUGCCAGCUCUCACACUUCCAGCUGAAUAACAGCAAGGUCCUAAGGGAUAUGAGUGCUGGAAAGGAAAUGGUCUUUGGCGAAGCAAGGAGGGGCACGAUCAUGGCCCACUGCUCCUCUGUUCUCAGUGCUGUUUGCCCUCUCCUGCUGUGUGCUUCCUCUUCACUACCACACCGAUCCUCCUCCUGACCCUCUCUGGCAGCUUGCACCUCACUCGCGCCUCCUCUUCCAGGCUGUACCCAGUGUGGUUAGUGCCUAGGCACUGGCUCAGCCCCUACCCCUUCUUGUGUUUGUAAUAUAUAUUAAUAUGAUUUCCUAAAACAGAAGAUUUGGUUGCUUUCUUUGAAUUUUUAUUAAAAACCAUACGUCCUUACUAUUUUCCUCUAAUUCCUAUCCACACUGUAAGUGGUAGAAAAAGAGUUUCUGUUCAACUGAUGAAUAUGGCUUUUUUUCUUUCACUUUAAUGUAGAUUUCUUCUGAUUUAUUCUGCAGUCCCUGUCAUUUGUUCUGUAUGUAAUCUUUCAAUAGAUUUUUCUUUCAUAUUGAUGUAAGACUUAGCUUAAGAAUCAGAGUAUCUUUUCAAACAAAAAAGUUAAAGUGACCUUAAAAGGCAUUGUCUUCUCUCUGUUUAGGGAAAGGGGGGAUGAGGGUUUUUAACUUACUAUCAAAUAUUUUAUAGCUAUGGAAAUAAUACUGGAUCCACAUCUCCCUUGAAGCUCAUUAACAUUUGGGAUAGCUGAGGGAAGAUAUGUGACAAUCCUACAAGUCUCUCAGAGGUCUGAAUAUAAGGUGGCCACACAUUAACUGCUAACUUGACUUCUUCUAAACGAUCUAUCUUGUUCAUCCGGAGACUGCUUGGCUUAUGCUAGCAUUCCAAAGCCUUCUAUCACUGCCUUUCUUUUCCUUAAUGUGCCAAGUUUGAAAUAGGAUUUGAUUUCCCGAGCUCAUUUUCUGCCUUCUCUGUGCCACCUAGGAGUCUGGUUCAUAUUUCAACUUAUCCUGUUCUUUGUUGUUGUUGUUGGCUGGCCAGUCAUUCAUGUUCUUUUGUAACAAGAUACUUUGGAGGUCAAGUCUAUGCUGGUGUUUGUUUCGUUUUUAUGUAUAUAAAAAUGGAUUUUGUGUUCCUUUUCUGUGUAAGUUGAUACUUACACAGAAACUCACAAUCAUAAUGUACAGAAGAAAUAAAAGCCUGGUGUAUUGUACUUCAAGAUACUUCCCUGAUGUACAGAAUCUCCUUGUAAAAUAAAUGAUUGCAUUGUAUAUGAG